AUGCUUCCCCGAUCUCCCACUGUCGAUGCCUUCAACCAGCAAGCACUCAGGCACUUUGGAAACCAGCCAGUCAGCAGCGAUAUGAUCGCGUAUCUCGCGAGGAUCGUGGACCGUGUAGUAAGCCACGGUUCACCACCUCCGCUCACGAGCCCGUGCGCCUCUCUUCAGCAGAAGGAUUCGACGCCCUUUCCUUCUGAACUACUUCAGUAUGGAGCUUGCUGGUAUGAGCCUGAGAAGUCUAGGCUACCGGCACUGGAGGAGUUCAUCGCGAAUCUAGUAGUCUCAUCGGAGGUCAGAGCCUUACCGCUCAUGUCGACUCUCGUCUAUCUCAACCGCCUCAAGUCAAAGCUGAAUACGACAGCCCAUGGCGUCUCUUCUACACCACAUCGCAUAUUCCUAGCGUCACUCGUCGUGGCCGUCAAAUUUCUCGAUGAUAGUCCACCCAAAAACAAACACUGGGUGUUUCACUCUAGCGUCCAGACUGCUACCUCGGCUCUUCAGUUCACCCAAGGCGAUGUGAAUAAGAUGGAAGCGCAGCUCAUAUGUCACCUAGAUUGGGAUCUGACAAUGAGCGAGCAGGACUUGUGCGCCGCACUGGCGCCAUUCUUAGAGCCGCUACCGCUGAAUAUUGGCAAGGGGCGCGCAAGAAAGAAAGCAUGGCGAGAAGAUGAGGCAAAACUGAUUCAAGACCUAGAAAGGUCCAUUCCGAAGUGGACUGCAGGUAGCUACGGCCAGGGCGCUUCCAGUCAGGACGAUCGAUCCUUGCGUGAGUACAAACGAGUCUUAGUGGCAGCGCUUGGCCAACUCACUGCCUUGGUGAAUUGGAAAGCACCGAGAACAAUACCGCCGAGCAGCAGAAACGACACGUUGCAUGAAUCUGGGAGUCAAACCGAUGAAAUACGGCACAAAGAAGACGUGCCUCGCUGA
Molecule: messenger RNA, 927 nt
Organism: Hirsutella rhossiliensis
Lineage: Eukaryota; Fungi; Ascomycota; Sordariomycetes; Hypocreales; Ophiocordycipitaceae
Product: cyclin domain-containing protein
Exons: 1
Coding region: 1-927 (308 amino acids)
Biological process (GO): regulation of cyclin-dependent protein serine/threonine kinase activity
Cellular component (GO): cyclin-dependent protein kinase holoenzyme complex; nucleus
Molecular function (GO): protein kinase binding; cyclin-dependent protein serine/threonine kinase regulator activity
Source: RefSeq, a predicted model, not a curated record